AGACGGAAAUAUAUUUUUGAACCAUCUGAUGACUUCGAGUUGAAAGGAUUGAUUGACCAAAUGACCCGGACACGACAGAAUCACAGAGGAGCAGCUUACCAGGAUGAAAAACAUUGUUCAGAGUGAAAAUGGCUGUCCAGCAGAUGUCAUCAGAAUACUAGAUUCGCCAGCGAGAUUCCUUGGGCAUUUGAUGGAUAAGAUGUUAGUGACUCGCUACAAUCUGGCAUUUCUACAGAGUCUGCUGUGGCGUGUUGGCCUAAAAGACGUGUGCGAAGAUGUUGCAAGAUUCGCCAGGGUCAGUGAUGAUGAACCCAUUCACUUCUUCCUCGCUGACAGCCCAUUUCCAGACAAUGGAUAUGUUUUAUGCAAAUUCCACGUUCAAGGGAAUACCAACAAUUUCAAAGGGAUAACCAUUGAAAAAAUAUGCAACAUCGUGUCGAGGUAUUUGGGCGUGCCCCGGUCGCGUGUUGUUCCUGUAGGCAUACAACCCAGCAACAGUAUCCUCCUGACUGUGAUGGUUCCAGAUCAUGCACUGCAUCUUCUGAUGGAGCUUGGAGACUGCUCUUGGUUAGCUGAGCUUGGCGUUGACAGCAUCACAUAUGGCACAUCGACUGUUGGUGUGAAAGGAACAAGCAUUAUUUCAGCACAUUCUGACUCAACUCCUGAUACAAUGGGCCAACUUGCCACCUUGGAAUCUGAGCUGGAUAGAAAGCUGAGAGAGGACCAGCAGCUGAAACAAUGUCUGUAUGACGAACAGAUGACGAAUGAAACCCUACGUGACAUGUAUGACAGAAAGGAAAUUGAGGUCAACAAAUGCAAAGAAGACUUAGACGUGCAAAUGCGUGGAAACACAAGGCUAUUCUGCGCCUUGAUGGUCACCCUGAACGUAGUACACAUGCUACUGCAGAGACUUGUGCCACGUGUUGGAGGAAGCACAUGGGACAUCAGGGAGAGAAGCGCCCAAACACACUUUAAAUAUGUGGUGGAAAAAGCAAAGAGGGUGUGCAGGUCGGAUGUUUUGUAUGAAGUCAUCGAUGCGCAUGCCUUGUUGAAAGAGAUCAGCAACGCUCGUAUACUAAAUGCAUUCAGGAAGUCUUUCAAUGUUACGGUCCAAUGUCUACAGGCCAACCUCAAUGAGUGUCUGAUGUACAAGAUGGUUGGACGCUCCCUAGGUGUCGACACGGUGUGUCCUCCAGUUACUCCUCCUCAGCAAACUUUACAGUUGAAAGUGAAUGUUGCUCAAGAAAUUGCACUGGAACCCGAUCUAGAGGGAAUCCUACUUGAUCUGGGCCAGAAGCUGACUAAGAAACAAGUGGACAAGCUGUAUGAUCACCACAAGGUGGCGCCAGAACACAGAUCUGACGAAUUGAAGCGCAACAUCUUUGUACGUCUUGUUAUUGCAGAUUGCAAGAAAAACAUGUCUCUCACUGACCAAGAUGUGGAACGUGUCGUACACGAUGCAGUUCGAGUGUGUGGGAGAGAAGAGUUGUGGUCAGAUUUUUUCAGUCGUAACAAAAAGAGGCUCCGGAAACUGGCGGAACGCCAGAGACACACCACUGAUGUCCCCGGCCGACUUGAUAACAUAGAAAAGGUCCUAGAGAAACUUGUAGCUCAAAAUGCGUCUGGUCUGACUGGAUUUCCCCUUUACAAUCUCGAGGGAGGCAUCAAAAUGCCAUUUUUCCCUUCAAAGGAAGACGCUCCUUACUAUAAUUGUUAAGUUUCAUGAGGUAACUCAGGGGUUUAUUUUGGCAAGCCAAAGGCAUAACCAUGCACACAUAAUGAUUCCUCUGAUUACAUCAAUAUCACUAAUGAAAAGAGGCAGUACGGUUUGCACAUAAAAAGGGAACUGACACAUUUACUAUCGGAAUUUCGGGACAGACAACACAUUGUGUGCAUAAUUUGAUAACAUAUUUCUUCCUAUAGUCAGUUUGGCUCAAAAGCAGACCGAUAAGUUACGAAAAAACAGCUUGUUUUAAUUUCAGGACAUUGGUUGGUCUGGUGUUUUUAUUAUGAUCAGCGUUUCAUUGAGUAUUAUAUGUUUAUAAGUUUUCGAGUUAGAUUGCAAUUCAUCGGCCCGCUUUUGAGCCAAACGGACUCUAGCCGGUGAGGUCACAGAUAAAAGCUAACAUGCGAUUUUAUUUGGGCAUGUUUAGCAACAGAAGCAUAAUUUAUUAAUAAUUACUAUGAAUUUUAUGGAUUUUUUCAUUUUGUAAUGAUUGUGAUGAAAUAAAAUAACAAUUUAUA
Haliotis rubra (blacklip abalone) is the source of this 2244-nucleotide messenger RNA. RefSeq lists its product as uncharacterized. The record is from RefSeq and is a predicted model, not a curated record. The transcript has 6 exons. Lineage: Eukaryota; Metazoa; Mollusca; Gastropoda; Lepetellida; Haliotidae. The coding region runs from base 104 to 1717 and encodes 537 amino acids.